GUGUUGGGACGCAUGGACGGGGCGAAGGACGGGCCCUCCGGCAGGUGCUUGGCAGUCUCAGCUUCCUCCACCACACCACUGUCCUCCAAGAACCUGCUCCCUGGCCUUGGGGAUGAACUGUGUGGUGGGUCUCCCAGGCAAAUGGACGGCUACCGGUGGUGUGAUCCUGGAGCCAGUUUGUCCCAGGCCACCAGUCCCCACCUCUCAUCACGCGGGAGCAUUAUCAAAAGGCUUCGGGACUCCUCCGAGACGGGCUACAGUGCUUACCACGCAGACAAGUACGACGAAGACAAGAACCCCAAUGGCAUCAUUAACCUCGCCACCAGUGAGAAUAAGCUUUGCUUCGACCUGCUGUCCGAGCGGCUGAAUCAGAAGGACAUGCAUCACAUCGAACCGACCCUUCUGCAGUACAGUGACUGGAGAGGACACGGGUUCCUGCGAGAAGAAGUGGCCAGGUUCCUUACCUACUACUGCAAAGCACCGGCGCCUCUCAAACUGGAAAAUGUGAUCGUGCUGAACGGCUGUACCUCCCUGUUCGUAGUGCUGGCCACCGUUCUGUGUGAGCCAGGAGAGGCUUUUCUGAUUGCCACUCCCUUCUAUGGGGCCAUCACUCAGGAUUUGUAUUUCUAUGGGAAUGUCUGCCUUGCCUAUGUCAACCUAGACAGCAAGGUCACUGGGACAGACAGCCGCCCCUUCCAGCUCACAGUGGAGAAGCUGGAAGCAGCCCUGCAGGGAGCCAGGUCUGAGGGGGUGAAUAUCAAGGGCCUCAUUCUCCUGAACCCCCACAACCCUCUGGGUGACAUCUAUUCCCUGGAAGAAAUGCUGGAUUUCCUGGAGUUUGCCAAGAGGCACGCUCUUCAUGUGAUCGUGGAUGAAAUCUACAUGCUGUCAGUAUUUGAUGAGUCGUCCCCUUUCCACAGCGUUCUGGGCAUGGACAGGCUCCCUGACCCCCAGAGGACCCAUGUGAUGUGGGGGACCAGCAAGGACUUUGGAAUCUCAGGCAUCCGCUUUGGCAUACUCUACACGGAGAACAAAGACGUGGCUAAUGCUGUGGCAUCCCUCUGCUGCUUCCAUAGCAUCUGUGGCAUUGUCCAGCACCAGAUAGCCCAGCUGCUUCGUGACCAAGACUGGAUCGACCACGUGUACCUGCCAGAAAAUCGCUCCCGCCUCAAGGCCGCUCACACUUACGUCACUGACCAGCUGAAGAGUCUGGGGAUCCCCUUCCUCGACCGCAAAGCUGGAUUCUUCAUCUGGAUCGACUUGAGCAAGUACCUGCGCUCAGGCACGUUUCAGGAGGAGAAGGAGCUGGGGCGACGCUUCUUGGAUAACAAGGUGCUGCUGUCUUGUGGCCAGGGCUUCAAGUGCAAAGAGCCCGGCUGGUUCCGCCUUAUUUUCUCUGACGAAAAGCCCCGGCUGCAGCUUGGGAUGCAGCGGAUCAGGCAGGUGCUGUCGGAGCUGGAGCUGCAGUCAGGGAAUUUCCCGCCACCCUGUCAGCCGCCAGAGCAGAGCAGCAAAUGA
This is a messenger RNA of Tachyglossus aculeatus (Australian echidna), 1518 nucleotides long. RefSeq names its product 1-aminocyclopropane-1-carboxylate synthase-like protein 1. The record is from RefSeq and is a predicted model, not a curated record. Bases 13 to 1518 code for a protein of 501 amino acids. Lineage: Eukaryota; Metazoa; Chordata; Mammalia; Monotremata; Tachyglossidae. The transcript is spliced from 15 exons. Gene Ontology annotation, molecular function: transaminase activity; pyridoxal phosphate binding. Gene Ontology annotation, biological process: amino acid metabolic process; biosynthetic process.